CGACGUUUUGCUCAGCGGCCACCUCUUCGACGCCAUCCUGUCUCCGUUGCUGCUUCUGCCACGGGAUGUUCGCUCGUCCCGUCGUCUCCAGAUCAGUGCUGUUCAACCUCAUGUCACUCCUUUAGCUGCUCACUGUAGCCUUUCCUUUUUUGUGUACAUAAUUCUACCACACCACUUUCCGGCCCUCGCCUUGGACUCGUUCGACCUACGCGUCUCUACACACUCAAGCCUCGUCACUCGCAUCCUCGACUAUCCCACUCCUACUUGGCGCGCGUAAAGCCCGAGAACGGCGUGUUACAGCUCAUCCGAGUUGUGCAAGAGCAGUGAGACGUUGAAUGCAAGCUCGACGGACUUCCUGGUCCUCGCCGCCCCCGCCCUCAUCGCCUCCAUCUGCUAUCCGGCACUUCGGCCAACCAAACAGCCCCUCUGAGGCGCGUGGACUAUCUUCUCCGACCUGGACUGCCCCAUCGCCGACUCGAACGCUUGGUAACUCGAGUCCAGAGCUUCCUACUCUUCCGUCCUUCUCUCUACUUGGAAACAAUCCUCGUACACCGUCUACCGUCGCGAGGAACGACAGAACCGACACUUCAUACUACACAGCUAGCUGGGGCAGUCCAUAUAGGCAUCCACCGCCUGUCUUUAACCCGCAACGUCAAGUCUCGACAAACUUCGGCAGUGACGAUUUUGACGAGGAAUCUUCAUCGUUGCAAUUUGGUCUUGAACACUUACUUCCCUCGCGGCUAGAUAUCGAAGCAGAGUCGCCCAAUCGAUUCAAUCUUGAACACCUCAUCCCACGCUUAGAACAAAACGCCUCCCCAAACCAAUUUACUCUCGAACACCUCAUUCGAUCUCGGUUGCCGACUCUAGAGACGCCAACAAGAGACUCACAUCCGUCUGGCCGCUCACCACAAGUGCCCGACUCGCAUCCAACAUCAGAAGAGUGGGUUCACAAAUUUUUGGAGGAGCGUUGGGAUCGCGAGGCGAACGACUGGCGGAGCACUGGUAGUGAGACAGACGACGGCGGAUCGACCAAGGACCAGGACGUUUCGUUUGACCCUCCACCGAAAAGAGGCCAUAACACUAGGAACACAAACAAGACAUUGAAUCAGCAAGACUUUUGGCGGCAUUUUAGCAAGGAUCAGAAGAUAGCUAUCGGCAAGAUGAUGGCCUCAAAGUACGCAGACCCUGAGGUGGCAACGCACUCGAGCCGAACCUCAGGAACUGGCCCUUCUACUCGUCAAACGACCAAUGGAAGUACCGCACACAUGCAGAAGUCACCAGUCUCGCCAGCGUCGGAGUGGCCCGGCCCAUUCGACUAUACUCCAAGCAAGCAAUCGGAAAGACUUCCCGUCAAAUCGACUCAGGACCCAUUGAACAAUCCUGCUCCAAAUACCGCGAACCAAUCGUUUCUAGCACCCCCAGAGCCAGUGCGAGCGCAAACUCCGCGUGUACGCAAGAAGAUCCCAGUCAAGGGCAAGAAUUGCGUCAUCUAUAUUCCGCACGAUAUUCCAAGGGGCAGCCCUGGGUAUCCUCCGAAGCCAAUGAGCGCGGAGGCAGUGAAUGCUAAAUUGCAGCAAUUGGAGCGACAGGGUUACGACACUCGAGGCUUCAGCACCGGAAGUCUGCAGUCGCACAAUCGAGCUAUCUGGCCAGAAGAAGCCGACGUGCAAGCAGAGCGCGCCAACGCAGCCACUCGAUUCCGAGUCCGUGUAUCUAAAAAAUCCGAGUGGGACGACUAUGUUAAUUCCCUGCUGGAGGCAAAGCUGGCAGCACUUGGCGUCAGCCAAGGAGGCGAAGAAGAUAUACCACUUCCCAUGUCACGGCAAGCGUCUUCACAACAGCAUCCUGGUCAACUCUUUUCUCCCCCGCUGCCCACUUCGUCAGCAGGGAGUCUCCGUAUGGCCAGGCAAGGAAGCAUCGUUUCUGGUUCUUUCCCUCUUGGACCGUCGCCGGGACAUAUGUCUCGGCAAUCGAUGGCAUCGCCAGCAGCAUUUAUAAAUACACGUGGGGGCAUGCAUAUGCAUCGACAUUCGACUUUCGCAUCGCCCGCCAAUUUUGCGCAACAUGCCUUCUCCCCUUCUGGUGCUUGGUCCCCUGGCGGUUACUUUGGGUCUCAAGAUGGGCGCGGUGGAUCACCUGCCCUCCCCUUGAGUAGACCUGAUCUUUCCGGUCAUGUUUCACCCCACUCUCCAUUUGGCGCAAGACCUGGCCAGCAGUUUCCUAUUACGCCCACGCAGAAGGAGGACUUCAUGGCACAGAUGCAGAUGCAGCAGCAGCAACUACAAACUCAACUUCUGAACCAACAGCAACAACAACUUCUUGGAAUGCGACCAUCUUCCACACUUGCAGAGGUUCCCGAAGAUGAAGGUGAAGAAGAUGAGCUGCCAGCGAUGAAGCAUGCCGCUAAGCCUGCACCGGAGAUUACUGUACCAACUCCUCGCAGUCAUCGUCACAACAUUAGCGAAAACCUUGAACGCGAGGCAGCCAACGAGGAAUAUCACCUGGAGGAAGCCAUCGACAAGCAGUUCGCAGAAGGAGGCGACUUCAGUACGGAGCCUGAGAGCAAUGGACAACUUAAGCCAUCCAAUCCUGUGGCUAACACUGCUUGGGAGGAUUCUCGUACUGUUCUACAUCAGCCUCAGCCGCAUAACAGAGCUCAUUCGCUUGCUAAAUCUCAACAGCCGGCGUCGUUCGCGUUUCCUGCACAGCAAAAUGCUCGCACCGAUAGCGAUGGUGCUCGAACGACCCAUUCACAGAACACGAAUCCUAGUUUGGAGGAGGGAGAAAUCCGCGACUCGGCGCAGAGCUCGGCGCAGCACUCAAAGGCGCCCUCUCAGCUGAGCAACUCAUGGAAAGAUAACAAAUUCGCCUUCAGCAAGCCUGGAUCUGCGGUACAUAGCAAGCAUACUUCGCGAUCGUCCAUCUCAAAGCUCAACGUCGAAGCCAAGGAGUUCAAAUUCAACCCUGCGGCCUCCUUCAGCCCUGGGUCGUUCUCGUCGGGCUUUGCCUUCUCGCCUGCGAUUCAAUCUCCUGCAGACAUUACUGCACCAGGCAGUAAUAAUAAACCAGGUAUCGAAGGAUUAUCGAGCUUCAAUGUCACGGCCCCUGCAUUCAAACCAGAUGCGCCAGCCUUCAAGCCUGUGGCCCUCAAUGCUGCAGUAAAGGCUCCGGAGUUCAAGCCUUCUGGGCUUGGACUGCAAUCGAGCGGCUUCACUUUCUCCAGCCCGCCAUCGUUCAAACCAAAUGCGCCCGCGUUCAACCCUGACAAGCCAACCCCCGCUCCCACGAGCUUCUCGUCGAAGAUCUUCGGCGAUGUCAGCAUCUCAGCUAGCGAUAUCAUCAAGCCAGCUACGCGUUCGAAGGCGGUUCCAAUCGUCCGGCCCGAUAGUUCGGGACAGAAGACUCCAGAAAAGCUGGAACAAGGAGAGGACGAAUCUGGGCGUCCGAAGCAAGCUGAUGGUCCCGAGAAGCGUACUCGACGCGAACGAGCUGAUGGAGAUGACGUGCCCAAGUUUGCUCUACAGCCUAUCCUUCUAUCGCAGCCCACCGCUGAAUCAAAGGCGCCUCAGUUUGGAAGCCAAGAUCCCAAGCUUGAGCAAGAGAAUGUUCCGGAGGACAAAGAGAACCAGUCACCUGGCGGUAAGAGGGUCAAGUCUAAGUCGAGGAGUCCAGAGCGUCUGCCUCUGCACAGUGCCGUUCCGGUAGCGAAACCUACCGCGCCAGUCCCCGAGCCUGAAUCGUCUGCGGACUUGCCUAUCGAUGACAUGAGUGACGUCGCUACACCUACGAUGGAAGACCCUGCGCCCGUGGCCAAAAAGCAUGGUCACAAGAGUACACUUUCGGCCAAUGCGACACCUUUCGAAUUCAGACCACAGAUUGGCAGUACCGGCUACGACUUCGGAUUUCACGUUACCAAGCCGUCCCAGGUCGAAGACCCCACAAAGUCGCAGACUUCCUCACCAAGAUACGCAAGUAGAAGCCCAGCAUCUACCUUCCGACCAAGCGAUGAUGGAUCCUACAAGACGGCAUUGGAUUCACGCAGACAUGCACCCUACCCUGAAAGCGAGAGCGUUGAUUUCGAUGUUCUCGGCGAAGCAUCGUUCAAUGACAUCGAUGCUGUGAUGAAGCACAUGAAUGAGGAGGGUUCCGACUUUGGCGUUGAGCGAGACGACAACUCCUGGGACCAGUCAUCUCCUCACAGGACGCCUCAUGAGUUUGAACGCAUCGACUUGCGACCGAAGCUCAAAUUACGUAGCGAUGCGCCUAGUCCCAGCCCCCGCAGAUUCUAUGCUCCGCGGCACAUGCAGGGCUCUGCAACAUCGGUCCAGGAUCCGUUUGACGAUGAACGGGGUGCGCUCGCGUACGAGUCUCCUGUGCACCGGCUCAACAAUGCCGAUGAUGUGCCAAUAAGUGAUUGGGAUGAAGGUCUUCUUACCGAAGGCGAGGACAAGAUUCAGACGCGCAGUCGUUUCUUCGACCAGCAUGUUGAUGACCUCAUGGGGCGUCUUCUGCAGAGCCGCCUCGGCCCACUCGAACAGAACUUGCAGGGUAUCCAGGAGGCCCUGGUAAUCAUGUCGCAACGUCCUGGACGCGGUCGACGAAGCAUGUCUACCAACGAGCGCUUAGACAGCGACGCCGAUGAUGAAGAUGACGACGUUGGUACUGAUUCGCACUACGCUAACCGAGCACCAAGAAAAGACAGGAGGUUGGAGAAGAUGCGAGCUAUCGUCAGGGACGCGCUAGAGUCACACCAAUCACACGUCGCCUCGUCCAUGCCCGUAUCCGUUCCCGAGCCCGUGUUACCUGAGAAGAUCCGGGAGAUCGUUGCUGACGUCUUUGCGGCACACCAGCCAACGGCUGCAUCUCUUCCUGCUGAUCAGAUUCGAGCCAUUGUCGAGGAGGCCAUCGCGUCCAACAAGGCCUCGCCACCAGAGCCUGUCGCAGAGUCUAUCAAGCCAGAGCACAUUCGCUCCAUUCUUGCAGAAAUGCUUGCGACCCAUGCUCCUCAGCCUGUUGAGCCUGUCAGGACCGACGACAUUCGCUCUAUCGUGAUGGAGGCCUUCGCGACCCACGCUCCUCAGCCCGUACCGCCUCCAGUCCCCGAGCAAAUCUGGCCAGACGAUCUCAAAGCGAUUGUCUCGGAGGCUCUCACUUCUCAUCAACAGCAGAGCCCCGUCGUGGAACAACUUCAGCCAGAGACAAUCCGCUCGAUUGUUACAGAGGCACUUGCAUCUCAACAGCCUCCAGCUACCGCAGCGCCCCCUGCCGAACCUGUUGAUUCAGACAUUAUACGCUCCAUUGUCGCCGAUGCUCUGGCUUCUCAAAAGCCUUUCGCUCUGGAAGCCCCAGUCGACAUUCCUCAGCCUCAAUUUGACAUGUCUGAGCUUUACCAAAUUAUCGGCAGUCUCAAGGCAUCUAUUGCGCAGACUACUAGUCACCACUUGCAGGCUGAAGACGUCCGUGAGCUUGUUGACGACGCCUUCAAGCGUCAGAACAUGGAAGCCGCGAAGCGCGAGGAAGCUCAGGCAGUUCUGGAAAGAGACGAGCGUAUCGCCGCUCUUGAAGAAAUGCUCCAGGAAGCUACGUUACGUUCCGAUGUCGAGGUAGAAGCCCGCAAGGCUCUAGAAGCUCGUGAGGCGGAUACUUCUCGCCUGCUCAAGGUCACUGAGGAACAACUCACUCUUCUCCAGCAGACUGCAAGUGAAGAUGAGGACAAAAUCCGCGCCUUGACAGAGGACCGCGAUACCACUCGUCGCAGUCUCGAUGUCUACCAGACUAACGAGUAUGAGGUUCAGGAAAAGCUCGCUUCCCUAGACACUGAGAACGAAGCCCUUAAACUCAGGAAUAUUGUGUUGGAGAGCUCUGGGGAAGACCUUAAGAGGAAGCUGGAUUCCAUCACUGCCGAGAAUGAAGCACUCACUUUCACGCUCGAGGAGCAUCGUUUGUCAGCAAACAAAUGGCGUAGUGACAUCCAAGUAGCUCACGAGGAGUCCGAGAAGUUGCGUAAGGCUGUCGAACAAACACGAUACCAGGCUGAAGAAGCUACGCGCGUCCGCGAAUCGAUGCGCACGAAGUUUGAAAAGCUCCAGCAGGAUAUGGUUGUGGCCUCGCAGCAGGUCGCUGCCGAGCGCGCUCAAUGGCAGAAGAACGAGGAGGCGACUUUGACAAAGUACGAGAUCCUGAGCGCACGUAUUGAGGCCGAAGCCCGCACCCGCGAGCGUCUGGAGAGGGAACUUGAGCGCCUGGAGACGCAAGAGCGGGAAGGUAUGAAGCUGAGGAUUCAUUUUGAACAGACUCAGAAACACAACGCCAGGCUUGAACAUACCCUCGAUCAGCUACGAAAGGAAUCUUCGGAGCACCAGAAGAAUGCUGAAAGGUAUGAGCGUGACAUGCGGGAAGCCAGAGAGGCAGCUCACAUCGAGAUCCGACGAACGCGUGUGCUUAUGGAAGCCGACAUCGACGCUGCUAAUAACCAGGUCAACGUUGUCCGACAUGACCUCGAAAGUGAAAUCGCUCGUGUCCGCACCGAACUUGAUCAGGUCCGCCUAGACGCCGACACAGCCAAGGAGAAGCACGAGCUCGACCUGGAGGCAGCCUCAGAUGUUAAGAAGCAGGCGAUUCAGGAAGUCUUAGAAAGCAGCAGACAUAGUCUGCAAGAGCAGCAACGGGCUUUCGAGCGACAAGUGGAGCACAUUAAGCAGGAGCAUGCUCGUGCCCUAGAGUUCGCUCUUCAGGAUAAGGAGCGUGCUGAAGCCUUCCACAACGACAAGCUUGCUCUGGGUGACUCUAAGAUCGAACACCUCAAAGACAAGAUUACUCUACUCGAGGAAAAGCUUCAGAUCGCCAAGGAGGCUGCUAGCGCCGCAGCAGCAGCAUUCAAGUCGUCAACAUCAGUCUCGUCAUUGGCUCCUAAUGCCCCUGAGAAAAUAUCGCCUCAAGCUUUGCGGGAGUCUAUUGCAGUCUUGCAGGAACAGCUUCAGGAGCGAGAAGGACGCAUCGAGGACCUCGAGCGCCAACUUGAGGAAACUGACACCAAAGCCCCUGCUAAGCUAAAGGAACGCGACACCGAAAUCAACUGGCUCCGCGAGCUACUCGGAGUACGCAUCGAUGAUCUUAAUGAUCUCAUCAAUUCCCUCGCUCAGCCGACCUUUGAUCGUGAGACCGUCCGCGACGCAGCGAUCCGCAUUCGCACCAAUUUGCAGAUGGAGCAAUCGGAGAAAGAGCGCCUCAUAUCAGGCGGACAACAGGCAUUUCCCACGCUGAGCACACUGUCUAACUUCGCAUCGCCCAAGGCUGUUCAACUCGCCGCUGCUAUUGGUAAUUGGCGUAAAGGCCGUGGAGAAGCCGCAUCCGCGCUCGCUGGAGGCUCAGGACACGCCUCGCGUAACCAGACGCCUUCCCGCCCUACGUCUCACUCUGCACAAUCUUUUCUCUCGGGCCUCAUGACACCUCCUACCUCGAACAUGCGUCGCACACCCGACCUUCCAUCCUCUUCUGUCCGCCCGCAAGCCUUACGUAGCAACUCGAGUAGCUCGCAUGCGUCGACAGAGGCUGGGUUUCCAAGUCUGGGCAAGCAGGCGCAGCCGGUUGCUCCACGAACGCCACCGCUGAUGAGGAAAGCGAAUUACGAUCAAGACGCGGAACUUGAGCGGUUUAGUGAGAGUGGAUUCUAUGACGAUGAGAGCACAAUUGAUGGCGCGAUGACGCCUCUUGCGCUCAACUUUGGGAGGGAACUACCGCAGUAAACCCCCCCAAACGCACACAACAAAGCUAGAAUAUUUCCUUUGUACAUGUUCUCCUUUCUCUCUAGCUGAUACUCAGCGUCACUCUUUUCUUCUUGUAUGUCCUUUCCACUUUCGCUGUACCAACGCCCUCUCGCUUCCCUGUACGUAAUGCUUGCCUUUUUUUUGCUUCUCUUGUCUUGCUUGUAUGUGC
Messenger RNA from Cucurbitaria berberidis CBS 394.84, 7935 nucleotides. RefSeq lists its product as uncharacterized. The record is from RefSeq and is a predicted model, not a curated record. The coding region runs from base 336 to 7745 and encodes 2469 amino acids. Lineage: Eukaryota; Fungi; Ascomycota; Dothideomycetes; Pleosporales; Cucurbitariaceae. Gene Ontology annotation, cellular component: cytoskeleton. The transcript has a single exon.